CAAAGAGCUCCAGGGAAAGUUCUUCAUGAUGCUGUUUGCAACCACCUGAACCUUGUUGAAGGCGACUAUUUUGGCCUGGAGUUUCCAGAUCAUAAAAAGAUGAUGGUGUGGCUUGAUCUUUUGAAGCCUGUUAUGAAACAGAUUAGAAGACCGAAGCACGUUGUUGUAAAAUUUGUGGUAAAAUUCUUCCCACCUGACCACGCUCAGCUGCAGGAGGAAUUGACAAGGUACCUAUUUGCAUUGCAAGUGAAGCAGGACCUGGCACAGGGAAGGCUAACCUGUAAUGAUACCAGCACUGCCCUCUUAAUCUCACACAUAGUACAGUCUGAGAUUGGAGAUUUUGAUGAAACCGUAGAUCGUGAACACUUAGCGAAGAACAAGUAUAUACCUCAGCAAGAAGCACUAGAAGACAAAAUCAUGGAAUUUCACCGUAGUCACAUGGGACAGACACCAGCAGAGUCUGACUUCCAGCUUUUAGAGAUUGCUCGUCGGCUGGAGAUGUAUGGAAUACGCUUGCAUCCAGCCAAAGACAGGGAAGGGACAAAAAUCAACCUGGCUGUUGCCAACACAGGCAUUCUGGUGUUUCAGGGUCACACCAAGAUCAAUGCCUUCAACUGGGCUAAGGUUCGAAAGCUCAGCUUCAAGAGGAAACGUUUUCUUAUCAAACUACGGCCUGAUGUGAAUAGUUCGUUCCAGGACACGCUGGAAUUCCUUAUGGCCAGUCGAGAUUUUUGCAAGUCUUUCUGGAAGAUCUGUGUGGAGCAUCAUGCCUUUUUCAGGCUUUUUGAGGAACCUAAACCAAAGCCUAAACCUGUUCUUUUUUCUAGAGGUUCAUCAUUUAGGUUCAGUGGUCGGACUCAGAAGCAAGUUCUUGACUAUGUUAAAGAAGGAGGGCACAAAAAAGUACAGUUUGAAAGGAAGCACAGCAAGAUUCAUUCCAUCAGGAGUCUUACUGCACAGCCUUCAGAACAGCAUACAGAGGUGCCAAAACAAGUCAGUGAUAGCUCUAGCUUUGCCUAUGGAGAUGACAGUGAUGCUGCAGCAGUGCAGAGCUCCCGGCAAGGGAAGGAGUUGAAGGCUUCAACAGAAGACACUGGACAGCAGAAGAGCCCUUCCUUGAAGAAGAGCCCGAAGGAAGGCAGAAAGGUGGAUGGAGCGGUGGUGUCAACAGUGGAGGAAGAAGAGGAGGCUGCUAAGGACAGGAUGCAGCAGAACAGACCUCAGUCACAGCAACCAAGCACAGGUUCUCUGACUGGCAGCCCUCACCUUUCAGAGCUUUCCAUCAAUUCCCAAGGAGGACCAUCGGUGGCAAAUAUGUCUUUAUCUCCAAACUUGAGCCCUGAUGCCAAGCAGUCCUCUCCCUUGAUCAGCCCUUUGCUGAAUGACCCAUCAUGCAUCAGGACUGAUGAUGAGGAAGAGGUUAAAAGAAAGAGAUUCCCAACUGAGAAAGCUUACUUCAUUGCUAAAGAAGUAGCGACCACAGAACGAACAUACCUGAAGGACCUUGAAGUCAUCACAUCGUGGUUUCAGAGUGCAGUGAGUAAAGAGGAUUGCAUGCCCGAAACACUGAAAAAUCUCAUUUUCUCCAACUUCGAACCUUUGCACAAAUUUCACACUGGUUUUCUCAAGGAGAUUGAGCAGAGACUUGCUCUGUGGUAA
This is a messenger RNA of Phaethon lepturus (White-tailed tropicbird), 1659 nucleotides long. Its product is annotated as FERM, RhoGEF and pleckstrin domain-containing protein 1. The record is from RefSeq and is a predicted model, not a curated record. The transcript is spliced from 14 exons. Gene Ontology annotation, molecular function: cytoskeletal protein binding; guanyl-nucleotide exchange factor activity. Lineage: Eukaryota; Metazoa; Chordata; Aves; Phaethontiformes; Phaethontidae. Gene Ontology annotation, cellular component: cytoskeleton. The annotation marks the transcript as partial.